Messenger RNA from Leptidea sinapis, 2794 nucleotides. Its product is annotated as V-type proton ATPase catalytic subunit A. The record is from RefSeq and is a predicted model, not a curated record. Gene Ontology annotation, biological process: proton transmembrane transport; ATP metabolic process. Gene Ontology annotation, cellular component: proton-transporting V-type ATPase, V1 domain; lysosomal membrane. Lineage: Eukaryota; Metazoa; Arthropoda; Insecta; Lepidoptera; Pieridae. Bases 145 to 1989 code for a protein of 614 amino acids. The transcript has 14 exons. Gene Ontology annotation, molecular function: ATP hydrolysis activity; ATP binding; proton-transporting ATPase activity, rotational mechanism.
CUUUUCCACCUUUCUAGCUGCGUGAGUUAAUUUAUAUUACUUAUUAUUUUGUGUUUUACUUUAAGCUUUAUUGUAUUUUAUUUGUGCUUGUGUAUCUUGUGACGAAUAUAUCUCAAAUUCUUUAAAUCGAUAGAAAAAUUAAUCAUGUCGGCGUUGAAGACCAUCUCCAAUGAGGAGAGAGAGGAGAUGUUUGGAUAUGUCUUUGCAGUCUCCGGACCUGUGGUGACUGCGGAGAAGAUGUCAGGAUCUGCUAUGUACGAACUGGUGCGUGUCGGAUACAAUGAACUGGUCGGAGAAAUCAUCAGGCUAGAGGGUGACAUGGCUACCAUCCAGGUAUACGAAGAAACAUCAGGCGUAACAGUGGGUGACCCGGUGCUGCGAACUGGCAAGCCUCUUUCCGUGGAACUUGGUCCUGGUAUCCUUGGAUCCAUCUUUGACGGAAUCCAGCGUCCAUUGAAGGACAUAAACGAGUUGACACAGUCCAUCUACAUCCCCAAGGGAGUUAACGUACCCUGUUUGGCCAGAGGAGUGGAUUGGGAAUUUAAUCCACUGAAUGUUAAGGUGGGAUCCCACAUCACCGGAGGAGACCUGUACGGUAUUGUACACGAGAACACGCUGGUGAAGCACAAGAUGCUGAUGCCGCCCAAAGCCCGCGGUACGGUCACCUACAUAGCGCCCUCCGGCAACUACAAAGUCACGGACAAAGUUCUGGAGACAGAGUUUGAUGGAGAGAAGUCCUCAUUCAGCAUGUUGCAAGUGUGGCCCGUGAGACAGCCCCGACCGGUGACAGAGAAGCUGCCAGCCAAUCACCCCCUGCUCACUGGACAGCGUGUGCUCGACUCUCUGUUCCCUUGUGUCCAGGGUGGAACCACAGCUAUCCCCGGAGCCUUCGGUUGCGGAAAGACUGUCAUCUCGCAGGCCUUGUCCAAAUACUCCAACUCUGAUGUCAUCAUUUACGUCGGAUGCGGAGAGCGUGGUAAUGAGAUGUCUGAAGUACUGCGGGACUUCCCCGAGCUGACCGUGGAGAUUGAAGGUGUAACGGAAUCCAUUAUGAAGCGUACCGCCCUCGUCGCCAACACUUCAAACAUGCCUGUGGCUGCUAGAGAGGCUUCCAUCUAUACCGGUAUCACACUGUCGGAAUACUUCCGUGACAUGGGCUACAACGUGUCCAUGAUGGCUGACUCCACGUCGCGUUGGGCCGAGGCUCUGCGUGAGAUCUCCGGUCGUCUGGCUGAGAUGCCGGCUGACUCGGGUUACCCGGCCUACCUGGGUGCUCGUCUGGCCUCCUUCUACGAGCGAGCCGGUCGCGUCAAGUGUCUCGGCAACCCCGAGAGGGAAGGGUCCGUGUCCAUCGUGGGCGCCGUGUCCCCGCCCGGAGGAGACUUCUCGGACCCCGUGACGGCGGCCACUCUGGGUAUCGUGCAGGUGUUCUGGGGGCUGGACAAGAAGCUGGCCCAGCGGAAACACUUCCCCUCCAUCAACUGGCUCAUCUCAUACAGCAAGUACAUGCGCGCUCUGGAUGAGUUCUAUGACAAGAACUAUGUUGAGUUCGUACCUCUGAGGACCAAGGUUAAGGAAAUUCUCCAAGAGGAGGAGGAUCUGUCAGAAAUCGUGCAGCUGGUGGGUAAGGCGUCGCUUGCGGAGACCGACAAGAUCACCCUCGAGGUCGCCAAACUGCUCAAAGACGACUUCCUGCAACAGAACAGCUACUCGGCCUACGACCGAUUCUGCCCGUUCUACAAGACCGUGGGCAUGCUGAGGAACAUCAUCGCGUUCUACGACAUGUCGCGGCACGCCGUCGAGUCCACGGCUCAGUCCGACAACAAGGUGACGUGGAACGUGAUCCGUGACGCCAUGGGCAACGUGCUCUACCAGCUGUCCUCCAUGAAGUUCAAGGACCCAGUGAAAGAUGGUGAGGCCAAGAUCAGGGCCGAUUUCGACCAAUUACUCGAGGAUAUGUCAGCUGCCUUCCGAAACCUCGAGGAUUAGAUAAACUUACGUACAAACAACUUAAUGUUGGGUCGGUGUAUCAACAUCGACGAGUCGGACUCCAUAUUAUGUAGUAUCGAUAUUUUACAGUAGCCAAUUCUGAUAUUACAAAGCUUGAAUUAGUGUUGAAAUGAAAAUAAUUAUAAUUAAUAGUGUUUAUUGUACUAUAUUAUAUUAAAUUAUUAAUUAUAUAACAUUAUAUGAAAAUUGUCUACUGUAUAGAAUAACAUCGAGUAGUCCACUUUUUAGAUAUAUUCCAUACUCGUUGAAUUUGUUGAGAAUUUUAGAAUUAUCGUGUCGGAAUCGUGUCGCGUCUGUAAAUAGUCUGCGAGGCUGUGUGCGCCUCGUCACGCGAAAAUGAUCCUUAUUUAUAUGAUAUUUAUAUACACGACCAUCAUAUAUGUGUGCUAUUAGACAAGUGACACUCACAAUACUGUCCUUACCUUAAAUAUAAAGCGAAAAUGACGGACGUGAGAAAUUCAAGAUGGCGGUAUUUACAUAUUUUAUCAAAUAAUUAUGUUCCCUCAAUUAUUACAUAGCACCGCGAGCCAUCGCGACUGUUGCGCCUAUUAUUUAUUAACACAGUUUAUUGUUUAUCCUAAAAUUAUAUCUUGUUAUAAAUCAAUGUACUAUUUUGAUAUUGUUUAUUGCUUGUCUAAUACUGUACAAGAAGUGAUCACCUGUUGUCACCUGUUAUUUGUGUGUUGCAUUCCACAUGUCGCCUCCAGUAUUAUGUAGGCGUUUCUAUAUACGCUGUUUUGUUGUUUGAUGAUAGGACAACUUAUUAAUAAAUGUUUAUUGUAAA